CCAAGAUGGUUUAUGAAGRUGGAAAACGRUGAAAUAUCUUCUAGAUGACUCAAAUAAUUGUYAAGUUCGUCCCUUUCUGUGAUCGUUCAAAUUGGCCUUAGACUUAACAGGAUGGAUAUUAUUCAGACAACGCAGGUGCGAGGAGUACGUCUUAAGUCCAAGUUCAAUAAAGCUAGAGGAAACCUAUAUGUGACRACUACACACUUAAUUUUUGUUGAUCCUGAUUGUGCAACUGAAACAUGGAUUCUYCAUUCUCAUAUUUCUAAUUUAGAGAAGCUUCCCCUAACUGCUGCUGGUUCMCCAUUAAGAAUUCGYUGCAAAACAUUUCAAGAUGUGACUAUUAUUAUUCCCAAGGAAAAAGAAUGUCAUGAUGUUUAYGCUGCAAUGUUACAUUUCUCUAACCCAGAAAAAAUACAAGAUCUGUAUGCAUUCUCCUAUUCACCACAGACUGAGAAACUCACAAGGUCUGCUGGAUGGGCACUAUUUGACAUAAAGUCAGAAUAUGCCAGAAUGGGUGUACCAUCUGAAUUAUGGACUUCAUCUCCAAUCAACCAAGAUUACAAGAUUUGUGAGACAUAUCCAAGUGUAUUAUUUGUCCCAACUACUGCUUCAGARGAUACAAUUUAUGGAAGUUCAAAAUUCCGCAGCAGAGGAAGAUUYCCAGUUUUAUCAUUUUAUCAUAAAAAUACAAAGGCAGCCAUUUGUAGAUGUAGUCAACCUUUAGGAGGAUUUAAAGGACGGUGCCUAGAAGAUGAAAACAUGAUCAAAGAAAUUCUUAACUCAAAUCCUGGAUCUAAGUUUCUCUAUAUUGUUGACACAAGACCAAAACUUAAUGCAAUGGCUAACAGAGCAGCUGGCAAAGGMUAUGAAAGUGAAGAUUUCUAUGAAAACGUGAAAUUCCAGUUUGUYGGAAUUGAAAAUAUUCAUGUCAUGAGACAAUCUUUAUAUAAGAUGUUGGAUGUUGUUAGUGAUAGUSCUAAAAUGUCAAUGAGUGGAUUUUUAAAUGGACUGGAAGCCAGUAAUUGGUUAAAACACAUCAAGUCUGUCAUGGAUACCUCUGUGUUUAUUGCAAAGGCUAUUAUCACAGAAAAGGCCAGUGUUCUUGUUCAUUGUAGUGAUGGCUGGGAUAGGACAGCUCAGACAUGCUCACUUGCUAGUAUUAUCCUUGAUCCAUAUUACAGAACCAUUCAUGGGUUCCAGGUAUUGGUUGAGAAAGAAUGGUUAUCAUUUGGACAUAAAUUUACAGACAGAUGUGCACUUCUUCAAUCAGACCAGAARGAAUUUUCCCCAGUGUUUCUCCAGUUCCUAGAGGCUGUCUGGCAAAUGAUACAACAAUUUCCAUUUGCAUUUCAAUUUAAUGAAAGAUUUCUUUUGACACUUCAUGACCAUGUGUAUUCAUGYCAGUUUGGUACAUUUUUAGGCAACUGUGAAAGAGAACGAAAAAUGCUAAAGUUGUCAACAAAAACCUACUCUCUAUGGGGAUACAUGUGGCAAAAUAUUAGUGAUUAUGCAAAUCCUAUACACAAAGAAAUGGAAUGUGAGAUAUGGCCUGACACGUCACCACAAUCACUCAAGUUUUGGAGAGCCAUGUAUAACCGCUAUGAUAAUGAUGUACACCCGCGUGAAACCCUUGCUGACUCUUUAAGCAGCAUUAUAGACCAUAAUGAUUCAUUAAAAGAUCACAUAAAACUAUUGAAUAAGCGUAUUGAAUUAUUAAAAAAGCUCAAGAGCCAUUCAGCAGCCAAAKUACCAAAUGGACCUGCAACAAGCCAUGCAAAAACAGAAGAGACCUUGAACAGUAUUAAUCCAGAACUUUUAAACAAAAUGAGUAUAAACAGUGAAGUAGUUUCAGUCACACAAGCUACAGCUGAAGAACAACUUCCACAAGAUUUGAAAACAGAUCUUAAACGACAAGGAAUGUCACUGAAUGAUCUGCUUAAUGAUGUUCCUUCRAUUGCUGUGCAAUGGAAAUCUGUAAGAGAUGUUUCGCAGUGUUCAUCAUGUGCUGCUCCUAUAGCAUUUCUUAGUAGAAAGACAGUUUAA
Exaiptasia diaphana is the source of this 2043-nucleotide messenger RNA. Its product is annotated as myotubularin-related protein 6. NCBI's taxonomy places the organism in Eukaryota, Metazoa, Cnidaria, Anthozoa, Actiniaria, Aiptasiidae. Bases 112 to 2043 code for a protein of 643 amino acids. Gene Ontology annotation, molecular function: phosphatase activity. Gene Ontology annotation, biological process: dephosphorylation. The record is from RefSeq and is a predicted model, not a curated record. The transcript has 16 exons.